AUGGUGAGGGACUUUCUCGGCACCACUGCAGCUCGACCAUCCGAACCGAGACCAGGAGAGGGAGUGAGCCGGCGGAGGAGCGGCCGUCACCCCCGUGUCUUUGACGACGGCGUCCGUGUGUCCCCUGCUCAGCUCCUGGAUGGCCGCGCAGGUGACGAAGAGGAGAUGAUGGUUGCAGAGAGGGAGGAUACUAAUGAGAUCUUUUGAGGGGAAAAAACGAUCAUCUACGGCGCCGGAGAACAAUGACACCGUCGUUUGGGAGAAAAACGGUACCGUUCCUCCUUUCUUCUUGAGACUGCGCUCUCUCUGAAAUAAGAUGCUUUAAGCACAAAUGUCACCAUUUUCCUGCUCCGAAGGCUCGUCAGGGCGCGCUGCUGAAAUCACUGUAAGGUAGCGGGAGCCUCGUUAUUGCCACACACUGUGCCAAACAUUGCGGAUGUUUCCAAAAUAAAUAAAUAAUCGAAGCUUUUUCAUUUUCUCAUUCCUCUCCAAGCUUGAGAAAAACGAGCGUUUCCAACAUGCGGAGCUGA
This is a messenger RNA of Xyrichtys novacula (pearly razorfish), 530 nucleotides long. The record is from the annotation of a GenBank genome assembly. NCBI's taxonomy places the organism in Eukaryota, Metazoa, Chordata, Actinopteri, Labriformes, Labridae.